This is a messenger RNA of Erpetoichthys calabaricus (reedfish), 5821 nucleotides long. It is a transcript of the gene lamb1a, whose product is annotated as laminin, beta 1a. Lineage: Eukaryota; Metazoa; Chordata; Cladistia; Polypteriformes; Polypteridae. The record is from RefSeq and is a predicted model, not a curated record. The transcript is spliced from 33 exons. The coding region runs from base 156 to 5501 and encodes 1781 amino acids. Gene Ontology annotation, cellular component: basement membrane. Gene Ontology annotation, biological process: axon guidance.
UCUGCUGAUAGGGUAGGGCUCCGCUGCGUCUGGGCAAAAUCACAUCGGACAGUUUGGGAUAAGAGCUUUUGUUUGCUGCUCCACUUCAGGGUGCGACUGGCUAUAAAGAAAAGCAAAUCAAAACUGCCAAUGUUUUAAAAAAAAAAGCUGCAAAAAUGUGGAUAUUUGAACUCGCUUUCCUUGUCGGUGUGUGGUUAACGGUGAGUGCCCAGGGACCUGAAUUCAGCUAUGGCUGCGCCGAGGGAAGCUGCUAUCCUGCCACCGGCGACCUCCUGAUUGGCCGUGCUGACCAACUAUCUGCCACAUCUACUUGUGGUCUCCAUCGACAGGAACCUUUCUGCAUCGUCAGCCACCUACAGGAAGAAAAGAAAUGUUUUGUCUGUGAUUCAACUGUGAUAUAUGAUGAGAAUGUAAACCAUACAAACAGCCACCGCAUUGAAAAUGUGGUCACAACAUUUGCUCCCAACCGACUGAAGACAUGGUGGCAGUCUGAAAAUGGUUUGGAAAAUGUCACUAUUCAACUUGAUCUGGAGGCUGAAUUUCAUUUCACCCAUCUCAUUAUGACAUUCAAGACUUUCCGCCCUUCCUCCAUGCUCAUUGAAAGGUCUUCUGAUUUUGGGCAUACUUGGCAGGUGUACCGCUAUUUUGCAUAUGACUGUGAAUCAUCCUUCCCAAGUAUUUCUCAUGGACCUAUGAAGAAAGUGGAUGAUAUCAUCUGUGACUCACGCUAUUCGGACAUUGAACCAUCUACAGAAGGAGAGGUCAUCUAUCGAGUGCUUGAUCCCGCAUUUAGAAUUGAAGAUCCCUAUAGUCCCAGAAUUCAGAACAUGUUAAAAAUCACAAACUUGAGGAUUGUGUUCACGAAGCUGCAUACCCUGGGUGAUAACUUACUGGACUCCAGGAUGGAAAUUAAGGAAAAGUACUAUUAUGCAAUCUAUGACAUGGUUGUUCGAGGUAACUGCUUCUGCUAUGGACACGCCAGUGAAUGCGCUCCUAUUGAUGGAAAUGAAGUUCUUGUGGAAGGAAUGGUGCAUGGUCAUUGCAUGUGCAGGCACCACACCAAAGGUUUAAACUGUGAAUUUUGUGACGACUUCUAUCAUGAUCUUCCCUGGAGGCCAGCUGAGGGACGGAAUAGUAAUGCGUGCAAAAAGUGUAACUGCAAUGAACAUUCAAACAGAUGCCACUUUGAUAUGGCUGUGUAUAUGUCAACUGGGAAUGUCAGUGGGGGUGUAUGUGAUGAUUGCCAGCACAACACCAUGGGCCAUAACUGUGAACAAUGCAAACCAUUCUUUUUCCGGCAUACAGAGAGAAAUCUCCGUGACCCCAGCAUCUGUGAGCCGUGUGACUGUGACCCUCUUGGCUCUCUGAAUGGUGGAAUUUGUGAUCGUCACACUGAUUUCACAGCUGGCCUUAUUGCUGGACAGUGCCGUUGUAAACCAAAUGUUGAGGGGGAGCGUUGUGACAGGUGUAAAGAGGGUUACUAUGACUUGAGUGAUGACCCAUUAGGAUGUCAACCUUGUACUUGUAAUCUCCUGGGAACUCACCCUGGAGGAAGCCCUUGCAGCGCAGACACCGGAGACUGUUAUUGUAAAAGUCAUGUGAUGGGGAAGAAUUGUGAUCAGUGUGUACCUGAACACUGGGGACUAAGCAAUGAUCUGGAAGGAUGCAGACCUUGUGAUUGUGACUUGGGUGGUGCCUUCAAUAAUGAUUGUUCACCAGAUUCUGGACAGUGUGAGUGUCGAGACCACAUGUUUGGAAGGCAAUGCAAUGAUGUUGAACCUGGCUUUUACUUUAUUGGCCUUGACCAUUAUACAUAUGAAGCAGAAGAAGCCAACUUUGGUCCAGGACUAAGCAUAGUUCAGAGACCCUACCCACAAGACCGCUUACCAACUUGGACAGGACCUGGAUUUGCAUAUGUACCAGAGGGAGGCUAUUUGGAGUUUUAUAUUAAUAAUAUUCCUUAUUCAAUGGAAUACGAUAUUUUAAUUCGCUAUGAACCACAGUUACCAGAGACAUGGGAAGAAGCCGUGAUAACUGUAGUCCGCCCAGGCAUUAUUUCUACUAGCAGCAGAUGUGGAAACACAAUGCCUGAUGAUGACAGACAAGUUGUGUCUUUGCCUCCAGGCUCCAGAUAUGUAGUGUUGCCAAGGCCUGUAUGCUUCGAAGAAGGACUGAAUUAUACUGUCCGCUUGGAAUUGCCACUGUAUUCUUCUUCAAAUGAUGGCCAGUCUCCUUACAUGCUGAUAGAUUCUCUUGUCCUCAUGCCUCACUGUAAAAGUUUGGAAAUAUUUACUGGCAAUGGUGGUAGUGUUGACACAAACAGUGCUUGGGAUACCUUCCAGAGAUAUCGCUGUCUAGAGAACAGCCAGAGUGUGGUAAAAACCCAAAUGACUGACAUCUGUAAAAAGAUCAUCUUUAGUAUUUCCGCCCUUCUCCAUGAGGGGGCAUUAUCAUGUGAAUGUGAUCCUCAAGGUUCUGUUAGUGCAUUGUGCAAUCCAAAUGGUGGCCAGUGCCAGUGUCGACCGAACGUUGUGGGAAGAAAUUGUGACAAGUGUGCCCCAGCUACCUAUCUUUUCGGGCCUUCUGGUUGCAGAUCUUGUGAAUGCAAUUCCCAAGGCUCUAUUAACCCUUUUUGCCACCAUGAAACUGGACAGUGCCAAUGCAUUGAAGGAGCCUAUGGUCGUCAGUGUGAAAGAUGCCUGCCGGGAUACUGGGGUUUUCCUAACUGCCACCCCUGUAAUUGUAAUGGGCAUACAGACCACUGUGAUCCUCACACUGGGGCAUGUAUUGGCUGCAGGGAUCAUACAACUGGCCAUCACUGCCAAAGGUGUUUGAAUGGUUACUAUGGUGAUCCAGUUCUUGGUUCUGGGGAUCACUGUCGGCCCUGCCUAUGUCCAGAUGGCCCACACAGUGGACGACAGUUUGCUAACGACUGCUACCAGAACACAGAGUCUGAACAGGUGGUCUGCGCCUGUAACCCAGGGUACACAGGUGUCAGAUGUGACCAAUGUACUCCAGGCUACUAUGGCAACCCUGAUGUAACAGGAGGAGCAUGUCAGCCAUGUCGGUGUAAUAACAACAUUGACAUGCUGGACCCAGACUCUUGUGACGUACGCACUGGUUUGUGCUUGAAAUGUCUCUACCACACAGAAGGAGAAAGCUGUGAACGUUGUAUGCUUGGCUAUUUCGGAGACGCAGUAAACCACAGCUGUAGAAAGUGUUCAUGUAAUUAUUUGGGCACAGCAAAUGAAACAUGUCCAUCGAACAACGAAUGCCACUGUGACCGUGACAACGGGCAGUGCCAAUGCCUUCCAAAUGUGAUUGGUCAAAACUGUGAUCAGUGUGCACUGGAUACCUGGAAUCUGGCUAGUGGUCAAGGAUGUGAAUCUUGCAAUUGCCAUGAAACACAUUCAUUUAGCUCAUCCUGCAAUGAGUUGACAGGUCAGUGUUCGUGCAAGCCAGGAUUUGGAGGGCGGACAUGCAGCAACUGUCAAGAGCUCUUCUGGGGCGACCCUGAAGUAGAGUGUAAAGCUUGUGACUGUGAACCAAAUGGUAUUGACACACCUCAGUGUGACCGCAUCCAUGGACACUGUUCUUGCAGGGAAGGCAUCGCUGGUGUCAGAUGUGACAAGUGUGCAAGAGGCUAUUCUGGAAUAUUUCCAGACUGUGUAAAGUGUCAUCAGUGCUUUGCUGAGUGGGAUGUCAUCAUUGCUGACUUAACCAACAAGACUCACCACCUAGUAGAAAAAGUGAUCUCUGUUAAAGCCAGUGGAGUUAUAGGACCAUACCAGGAGAAAGUGGAUAAAAUGGAGCAAAAUUUAAAUGACAUCAGAAACUUCUUAGCCCAAAAUCCUGCAGCACAACCACUGAGUGAUAUUGAAAGGCUAUUGGAAGAGUCUCAAAAACUGAUUACAGAGGUCUCUCAGAAGUUGAAUGCUACUGAACUGCAGCUUGACUCUGUUUCGUCUGAUAAUAAUGGAACAGAUACUGAGCGGGAAAUCCUUCAGGCGGAUGCUGAAAACUUAAACAAAACAGUAAAGGAGCUUUCCGAUCAACUGGAAUUUGUUAAAAAUUCAGAUAUUAGAGGUGCCUUAGACAGUAUUACCAAAUACUUCCAGGAAUCAAAAGAUGCAGAGUCAAGGGCAAAUGCUUCUGCUACUGACCCUGGGAGUGUAGUAGAACAAUCCUCGGCAGUUCGUCAGCAAACUGAAAUGUUAAUGAAUGAAACAAUGUCUGAGUUUGUGGAAAACCAAAAGGAAUAUGCCCAAAAACUAGAUGAUCUGGCUGCUGAACUGGAGACAUUAGACUUGUCAGAACUGAGUGAAAAGACAUGUGGGCAGACAGCUGGAGGGCCAUGCACAGAAGAAAAAUGUGGAGGACUGAGCUGCAGGAAUGAAGAUGGCUCCAUGAAAUGUGGAGGCGAAGGCUGUGAUGGCUUAGUAACUUUGGCUCACAAUGCCUGGAAGAAGACUAUGGAUUUUGAUAGAGAAAUUCUCAGCGCAUUAGCAGAAGUUGACAAGCUUUCUAAAAUGGUGGCUGAGGCAAAGGUCAAAACGGAUGAAGCAAAACUAAACGCCCAGGAAGUUCUUGAAAAAGCAAAUGCGACCAAGCAGAAAAUUGACAGAACCAAUGAAGACCUGAGGAAUCUCAUCAAGCAGAUCCGGGAAUUUCUUACACAGGACGGAGCAGAUCUUGAAAGCAUUGAAGCAGUUGCUAAUGAAGUUUUAAAAAUGCAAAUGCCCACAACACCUGAGCAACUGAAGAUGUUGACAGAUGAGAUACAAGAACGAGUGGGGAGUUUAUCAGAUGUGGAGGAUAUCCUUAACCAGAGUGCUGACGAUAUUCAUCGUGCAGAAUCCUUGCUUGCUGAAGCUAAGAAAGCUAGCAAUGAAGCAACAGAUGUGAAGAACAAAGCCGUUCUAGUUAAAGAAGCUUUGGAGGAGGCAGAAAAAGCCCAGAAUGCUGCGGAGAGAGCAAUUAAACAAGCAGAAAUUGAUAUCGGUGGGACUCAUAACCUCCUGACCUCAAUAAAAAAUGAGACAAUGGCUUCUGAAAGCACAUUAAACAAUGCAACUGAGAGAAUUGCUAAGUUGGAAAAGGAUAUUGAUAACCUAAUACAGAAAGCCACAAACAACAGUAUUGCGGCUGAAGAUGUAGACAAAGUAAUAAUGCAAGUCAAUCAAGAUGCAGAGGCAGCCAAAAAGGAGCUUGACAAUGACCUGAAAAAUAAGUACGAUGAUGUAGAAGGUCUAAUUUCAGAGAAAUUUCAAGGCAUUGCAAGUGCAAAAACAAGGGCAGAACAACUACAAAACGAGGCUAAAGAUCUGUUGUCACAAGCCAGUGGUAAACUACAGGUGCUGAAAGAUUUAGAGAAAAAAUAUGAAGACAAUCAAAGAAUCUUAGAAGAUAAAGCAGAACAGUUAUCAAGGCUAGAAGAGGAUGUACGUCUGCUGUUGCAGGCUAUCAGCCAGAAAGCUGCUGUUUAUAGUACCUGUUUUUGAAUAAACAAAAUGAAUAAAUAAAAAAUCCAGUUAAAAACUAGAUUUUUGAUUUUUUAGUUACUGAACUUUAACAUAUGGAAGCCAUCCAAAACAUUUAAAUGAACUAACAAGUAUUGUUUGUGUUUUUCCCCAUAAAAACUAAAAUGUGAUCCAACCUUUCACCAAUAGGAAGAUGCAGUUAAAUUCUUAUUGAACACAUAAUCUCUGUAUGAGUGCAUGAUUAUUUCAGAAAUUUGGACUUGUAAUGGCAUAAAUCUGAUAAUGGUUAUUAAUUCAGCAUUUAUUUACCAAAAAAAUAUAUAAAUCACAAUUUAGAAUCA